Messenger RNA from Cyprinodon variegatus (sheepshead minnow), 6370 nucleotides. RefSeq names its product A-kinase anchor protein 2-like. The transcript has 17 exons. Bases 212 to 4219 code for a protein of 1335 amino acids. Lineage: Eukaryota; Metazoa; Chordata; Actinopteri; Cyprinodontiformes; Cyprinodontidae. Gene Ontology annotation, cellular component: membrane. Gene Ontology annotation, biological process: regulation of cell shape. The record is from RefSeq and is a predicted model, not a curated record.
CUCUGUCAUAUCCAUAACUACAGCACACCGAAAAGGCAGGAGGAAAGAAGAGGAAGGAGGAGGAGAUAAGGAGGUGGAAAGGGAGGAGAAGGAGAGGAGGAAAGAAGGCAGAGAAAGACACGACUCUGUCAAAAGGACACCAGGGGACAGAAGUGCAAGAGGAGGACAAGCAGAAAGGGAAGACGGCCGAGGGAGGCGGGUUGCUGCAGACAUGUCAGACGCACCUUUGCAAAGGAACGGCAGUGCCAAAGCCCCGAUGUCGUGUGAGGAGGCUCAGCUCCACAAAGAGAGGCUGCAGGCCCUGGCGGAGAAACGCAAACGACAAACUGAAAUUGAGGAAAAAAGAAGUAAGCUUGAUGAACUGGUGCUGCAGCUUCAGCAUGUUAAGUCCAAAGCAAUGCGUGAGCGAUGGCUUCUCCAGGGAAUGGGGGCAGAGGAAGAGGCAGCACGACGGAAACAGCUGGAACACGAUGAAGAAAAAGGGAAGAAGCUGGAAGACAUGAUACAAAGGCUGGAGUCUGAGAUCGGUGCACUUGAGAGUGAAGAGUCUCUUAUUUCUGCCAAAGAGCAAGUUCUCCGCGAGCGUCUAAAAGAGACCGAACGCUCCAUAGAAGAUCUGCAGAAGAGCUUGAUGACCCAAGAUAAAGAUGCUGCCAGCCGAAUGUCCGCCCCUAUCCCGGACCACACAGAUCCUGACCCCAACCACCUAGACCUGGCUGCUUAUCUCCAAAGCAGACGACCAGCCUCUGGAGAGCACACCACAUCAAGACCUGCAAUGUUCGCCAUGGAGAUCAACGUGCAGCACGACCCGCACACAGGCGAGCAACGCAUCCUUUCGGCUAAUCGUGUCAGCCCAUUGGAGGCGGCCUCACGUGGGGUUAAGGUCUACGACGACGGUAGGAAGGUGGUCUAUGAGGUCACCUCCUCUGGGGGCGUCUCCACCAGCAGCAUGGAGAACGGCUGGAGCUCUGCACAGGUUGAUGAGUUGGUCCAGCGGGCUGCCAGGCCGUCACACGCAGGAGUGGGGACAGACGGCAGGAGGGGUCAGGUGACUGUGACCCCAGCUGCUCCUCAAGCUUACGUUUCCCCUGCAGAUAUUGAUGAUCUGUCACCGCCCUCCUGUGCCCCACCAUCCAUUCCUUCUAGCCCACCAGCCCAGGUCACUCUCCAAAGGGAAACCCGGCUGGGCAUGAUGCCCCCUUCAUCUGCUCCAAUCACGUCCCAACCGGGUUCCUCAGCCCCAAAUGAGCUCAGCUCCUUACCCCCGGCCAGCACAGAGCACCCUGUCACCAUGGUGUUCCUUGGCUACCAGGACGUUGAGGACACAAGUGAGAGCAGGAGGCUGCUCGGGUUUGACGGUGCUGUGAAGGCCGAGGUUGUGCUCAUUGACGAAGAUGACGAGAAAUCUCUGAGGGAGAAGACGGUCACCGACAUCUCCAUCAUCGACGGCACCGCCGCAGACCUGGUGUCUGGACGGCCGGCCACAUCCGAGGCAGUCAGCACGGAACUGUCAUCUGACGGGCGUGAGCCAGACAGCGCCUCAUCGCCCCCUGCAAACCAGGAGGAAAACAUAGCCCCACCACCCAGCCUCACCCCCGCCACAGGCUUCAACCAAGAGGUUACCAUUAUGAGAGCAAAUGGCUUUGAAGGCCCAUUUCCAAGGAUAGAGCAUCAAGCUGCCAUGACACAGAACCCAUGGCGGGCAGCAGAGGUUUCCACUGACGCUUUACCAAGAGAUCGAGCUGUGAAGAGCGUCAGUUUCCAAGAAUCAGUCAGCUUUAUCACUGACAGGCCUGCAAACAUGGAGCUGGAGAGCCAGCAGAUCCAACACUGCUGCCUGAGAGGCCCCAGUAACCAAGGUGUGAAAGCAGAGACCCCAGAGAGCGAAGUGGUGCAGGAGAUCUGCUACCUGGACCAGGUGCUGGACGCAGCUUCAGAGACAUCCACCAAUGGAAACCCAUCACCAUCAGAGCGCACAAAACCCAUCAGCAUGAAUGGAACCUCUCCUUCUGUCCGUGUGUCUGACCAUCACCAAUCGUUUUAUGGGGAAGACCAAACGGCGAGCACAUUCCCCCGUCAGGAGUCUGCCAUAAGAACCAACGGUCACGCGCAGGGAGAUGAGUCGGGAUGCAGUGCGGCGAAGUUUGAGCUGCGAGCGUUUCAGGAGGAGAGACGGCCGGCAAAACUUUUCACGCCUGGAGAGGAGCAGCAAGUCAGGGUGACAAGGAGACGACCCUCAGAGGAGGUUCAGGAGUUGGAGCGCGAGCGACAGGAGCUGAUCAAGGACCAGGCAGUGAGGAAGAACCCCGGCAUCGCACAGCGCUGGUGGAACCCUCCUCAGGAGGUCCCCUUGGAAGAACAGCUGGACGGAGAGAAGCUGGAAUCUCUAAAGAAAUACCAGGAGAGAAAACAGCGGAAACACAAUCCUCCCUAUGCAUACGCUCAGCCCCAGUUGUCAGGACCACCGACCAUGAUGACCUUUGACCCUGAUGUAACCAGGAAGGAGGACAUUGUGGAGGAGCAGAUUGAUUUCUCAUCUGCCAGGAAGCAGUUUCUGCAGGAAGAGGCUGCCAAGAAGAACCGAACUCCUCAGCUGUACUCUGCCAAACCCUUUUCUAAAUCCGGAACAGGGAACAGCCCGGGGAGCGGCGACGUUGUUGUAGAAGCUGGAGAGACUCGUGUGACGUGGUCUGAUGAGGGCGUUGUUGGAGAAUUCACCUGCGCUCGAGCCGUGAUGACGAUCCUUCCAGAUCAGGAAGAAGGAAAAGAUCAUUUUCACCAACCGUUUCACCCAGAAGAGUUUGACUCGGGGUUGGACGAGCUGUCUGUCCGCUCCCAGGAUACGACUCUCUUCAGUUUGGAUAAUGUUUCAGACAGCGGGGCUUCUCUACCCCCCACUCCGUUACCACUUACCCCGGUGUCGCCCCCCACCCCUCAGCCCACUACUCCAGUAAAUGGCCGGAGCAGCGGAAGCCCCAAUGAAGAGGAGCUGGAGUACCAUGCCGGGGUACUCGUCCAAAACGCCAUCCAGAGCGCCCUCGCCUCUCAGAACUUAGGAGAAACGCCUGAGCUGAGCGGCUCCCAGCUGAGCGCCCCGGUGUCGCCGACCUCUGCCUCUACCGGCAGCCCAGUGCCCGUCUCAUCCUCACCUGUGUCUUCUACUGGAGCUCCCAGCUUCCAGUCGCCUGUUUCCUCCAGUCCUGCGCCAUCCAACCCGUCCCCUCAGCCUGACACGCAGUCAGGGGAUCGAGUCGAACCGAAAACAGAUCAGGCUGAGCAGUUGUCCGGUCCAUCUCCCAUUUCACACCUCCAGACUCCCUCUCCUCCUCCAUCACAGCCUGUUUCUCCUCCUCAGAGGCCUAGAAACGGAGGCCCGAGGAUUAAAAUCCAGUCGUCCUACACACGAGCUCUUGCCUCCUCAGCUCCAGCUCCUGCUCCUGUCCCCGCUGCAGCCGCCGCCGCCGUUCCGAGGCCGCCCCCCGUCUACCGUCCCCCUUCUCCUCCGAGCCCAGAGAAGCCAGAGUUCAGCUAUUUCAGUAAAUACUCGGAGGCGGCGGAACUGCGCAGCACAGCAGCAGCAAGUCGAGGCCCCGAGGUCGAAGCGGCCCAAGGCCCGUUCCGCCUGCGCUCCAAAAAGCAGAAAACUCUGUCCAUGAUUGAAGAGGAGAUCCGAGCUGCUCAGCAGAGAGAGGAAGAGCUGAAGAAGCAGCGGGAGGCUCAGCCCGCUGUCGCCAAGCGGCCCAGCAGCAUUUCCAGCAACAGUCAGGGAUCUGUGAGGGCAGGAGUGAGGCAUUGCACCGUUUCACCCGCAGACAAGAUGAAGAGCAACAGCCUGCCUGCCAGACUGACGCUGACAGCGAGGACAGCACCAGGAAAAAUUGAGAAGGUUCGGCCAGCACCACCUGUCUCCCCCUCCCCCUCGGAAGGCGCUCUGUCCGACGCUGGCAGCGAAGAUUCCUGUGGCUCACGACCCAAAAACCUGAUGCAGACGCUUCUGGAAGAUUAUGAAACGCACAAGGUGAAAAGAAAAGAAAAGAUGGAGGACAACAGUUAUGCACAUUUGUUGCGGGCUAAUGAGGUAACCACUGAGGUUCUGGAGGCCACCAGAGUCACCCGGAGAAAAAGCAACAUGGCGCUCAAGUGGGAGGCAGGUAUCUAUGCCAACGAGGAUGGAGAGGAGGAAGAAGAAGAGGAAGAAGAGGAGGAGGAGGAGGAGUGAAGAACUUAUUUCAGAGACAAUGAAGUCAGAGAGAUGGUGGAGAGACGAGGAUGAUGGGAAAAAGAGUGGAGAACUAACCAGUAUUUAUUGUGCUAACAGUAUCCUGAUGAUCACAUGAUGCUAAUUAAGGUGCAUCAGUUUGGAGACCUGAGGAUUGAAGGUGGAACUGUGAGGUUGAUAUUUGAAGACAUUUUUGAAGGAUUUUAAUGUUGGUUUGAUGAUAAGGUUUUUUUAUCUAUCCGCAGUUCUAUUAUUAAACUACAAGAUGUAAAGAAUGUUGUUUUUUUCGGAGUUUCUGAAAGGACCUAAAGUUGUAUUAGAGACACCGAGGUCUCAGCAGGAAGUAGAAAGAUGAAGCCAAGUGAAAGCACCAACAUAGCUUUCAAAGUUUGCAACAUAUUUGAUCUUUUUUGUAAAGCUGCAGAAGGACCGCAGUGUCUUUAAGGAACUGAACCAAAGGGCGCCAAUAAAGCUCAAAACCCAUAUUAUUUUAUGAUGCACAAACAUGUGAAAUGUUGCUUGGAGCUUCUACACUUGUUUAAGCAUCUCUAUUAAAUUGUAAGUGCCGGAUCGACAGCAUCCCUGGAUUGUUAAGUAAAUCUGCAAAAAAUAGAAAAACUAACUUUGCCUUAGACUGUCAGUAGUUGCUGCAGCAUAUGGUGUAUUUUAUGCUCUUCUAUCUGUAUUGCUACACCUUCAGUAGGAUGUAGAAAGACGAUUUAACCACAUCGGACUGAAAGUUUGUCUAUAAUAUUUUAAUUUCACCGGCUUUAAAGAUUUAAGGUGUUUGUUUUAUACUCUAAAAAUCACUUUUUUUCUGCUUUGUCGACCUGUGCUUUCAGAUGUAAGCAGUUGUUUCAUGUAUUAUAACAAGGUGUAUUUGAUGAGUGAAAAUGAGGCUGAGGGUAAAAUUUCUCAGAAUACUAAAAAAGGUUUUGUAUAAAAAGGUUGAUAAAGACGAAUUUUUUUUUCAGGAAAAAAAGGUUUUAAAUCUAUUUAAGAAGUACUGAUGGCGUGCAUGAAUUUGCAAGAGUGGCAGAAGGAAGUGAUGUUACGGAAAAGACGACAGACUUUUUUUUAGCUGGAUGAUUGGACAUUAGCAGCAAUAGGUGGGGGAGGGGGUGCUCUCGUACUUAAUGAUCCAUACAGCAGGAGAACAAUCCAACCUGUUUUGAUUUAAAGCAGUAGAGUUUAGUGCUAUGAUACGACUUGAUGUGUUGGAAAGAGUGAUGAAAAGAACUUUGAGAAGCUUUAUAAAAUGUCAAAAUGCCUCCAGGAAAAUCAUUUCUAUUUAGUAGGUUUUGCAUUAAAAGCCUUUGAGAUUAUUUUGUCCGCCGUAGAAGAGAUGAAGAUAAAACGAUUUCUUUAAACCAAAGGCCGCCAAACUAAAUCGGCACCUAAACCUUAAUACACUCCUGCAAGAGCUACUGUAGGAUUUAUACUAGCAGUUUAUUGUUUUAGCUCCAUUGGAGGGUGAAACAAAGGAUCUGCCACUAUAUCAAGAUUUCAUUUUACAUCUGUGAAGGAAUAAUGUCUUUUUUCCCAUUUAGUUGGAGGUGACAUCAGUGCAGCGUUAAAAAGAAACUAAAAGACGAGUAAGAAAACAAAUGUGGUCAAACCUGUUUUCCACUCCUAAUUUCAACUGCUGUUACAGUAGUUUCUUUCCUCGCCGUCUGCUUUUCCGUCUUUUAUACAAACGUUUAGUAGCUAUAAAAUAAAAUCACUGCAGAGCAUUUUUUUAUGAGGUUAAAUAACAUUGUAAUCAAUGAGAAUCAUAAACAAGAGUUACUUAGUCUAAAUCCUGUUCCUGAAAUGCAUAAAUUUGCUUUUAUUCACCAUCCUCCGUAUCACACCCACAGUUGUAGCACUGUGCGAUUUAUAUACUAAUCAUAUAAUGCUUUUUAUGUUUAAACAGAAGGUGCAAAUAUGAUUUUAUCAUUUUAAAGGAUCCGUUUUCUCCCUUUAGAAGCUCGAGCGGUGUGACGCCGUCUCUGUGUUUGAUCAAACCAGUAAUGUUUUUACAAAAUAUACAGCAUAACCUCUGUUCCUAUGUUAACCACUUGUAUGCUCAUAAUCUGCUUGGUUAUUUUAUAGCACAUGUAAGACUCAAUAUACUCACAUGUUAUGGAUAUUUUCUCAUUAAACAUAAAA